AUGGAGCAGGCCACGCCCAGUCGAAGCGGCGGGCGCAAGCGCAGCGCCAGCCGCAACAGCGAGGACGAGGAGCGCAAGGCGCAGGACCCACCGCAAGAAGAACAAGAAAAAGAAGAAGAGAAGCAGGAGGAGAAGAAGGAAGAGACGAAGACCCCACAGCAGUGGAGCUGCCCGACCUGCACGUUCCUCAACGAGGCGUCGCGCUGCUUCUGCGAGAUGUGCGAGACGCCGAACCCGUCGCCUCCCGCGUCCAGCGCGCGCGCGCUCACGGGCGCCUCGGAGUGGAGCUGCGCCGCCUGCACCAUGGUGAACCCGGCGGCCAUGCGCGUGUGCGGCGUCUGCGGCACGCUGAACCCGCGGCCGCCGCUGGCGUCGGGUCUGUCCAUCGCGCGGCUGUCGGAGGCGCUGGGCGGCGACUCGCUGUCUUCUGGUUCAAGCGACGACAGCGACGACAGCGACGAUGAAGAAGAUGAUGAAGAUGGAGACACGUGGAUCUGCAGGAGCUGCGACUCGCUCGCGGCUGGACGCGCGUGCUCGAACUGCUUCGCCCAACGGCCGAAGAUCGCGCGGAAGACGGGGAAAGCUGCGGAGGAGGAGAAGAAGAAGAACAAAGAGGAGAGGAAGCAGGCGCUGAUGAAGAAGCGCAAGCGCCGGAAGCGAGAGAAGAAGCUGCAGGAGCGAGCGAGGAUGGCCUACGGUGUCUCGAUCUACGAGCUCAAGAAGCUGGUGCUGGAACCAACUAGCAGUCGGCUCGUGGAUACGCUGCAGACUUUGACGCACACGCUGGCGAUGAUGGACGCGUCGGCGGACAAUGAGUGGGCCGAUGGUCCAUCGUUUCUGAUGCGCGGGUUUGGCGCUGGACCGUCGUCGGAAACCGCGAAAGACCCAGAAUUAUUGACAGUGCUGGUGGAUAUUUUUCGCGCUCAGGAGCGGACGUACCCGGUGGAGGUUCGGCUUCUGGCGGUGCAGUCUAUGAAUUAUCUGAUGAAGAUGGACCGGCACAUGUUCGCGCGGUCGAAGAUGGUGGAGGUUGUGGGGCUGUAUAUUACGGAUCUUCUCGCUUGGAAGAAGAGUGACACAAGUAGCGUGAGCUCUGGAGACGCAAAGAGUGCGCGGAUGGUUGUGGAGGAGUGUCUGAGCGGUUUGUCGAGCAUGUGCAGCACCGAAGCGUUCGCCCUUCGAGAGCUACUAGCGGACGGGAAUUUUGUCGGAUACUUGGAUUUCCUGACGAGUCUAGUGGAUGGAGACGAAGAAAAAGAUGGCGGAUUCCAUCCGAGUAUUUUGAUGACGGCUCUCGGUGUCUUGCAGAAGGGCUGCUUCAAAUUGCGAUGGAGUGGAAAGCCGAGCCACAAACGCCGCAAUGCGAACGGCCAAAAGCCGACAGUUUCGUGGGCUGCGUCCCCAAAGAAAGCGGUUCAGCAGGGAGAACUCACGUUGGAGCUUGCCAUCAAGUUGGUUACCUUUUUGCGUCAUGUACUUCAACACAACCACAUUCCCUUGCACGUCAAGGCAGCAAAAUGUUUGCUCUUGGUAUUUCAUCGGACUCCUCAUGAUCGCCCUGAGGUGAUGGAGAAGUUGGUUACACCGGACGUGCUACGCAAGUUUGUUGCUGUUGUGGUUAACGCGAACAGCGACGAGUCGGAAGAAUCUCGUCUUGCGAUGGUGUCCCUGCUGCUCCAUUUGUUUGACAGCCGAUCACAGCUCGUCAGUAUGUUCGUCCAUGAGAAGAUAUACUCGGAUCUGUUUAGUGGCAUGCUGCUGCUGCUUCAGUCAUCGUCGACAGCCCUCCGGACCAAUGUUUUGAAACUUACAGCCACACUGACUCGAGUAGUCUGCAGAAAGCAUUCUUUGACCAGCUCUCAUCGCAACUCAAUGGAUGGGUCCAGCGGAAAAGGAUCUGCGUCGUGCUCCCCUCGGAGCCGCCGCAAUCGCCAUCGGUUGAACUCAUUACCGGACCCCGAUGUGCUGUCAACACUACUGCUAGACUUCAUUCGAGCAGAUUCCAUGCCUGCGGUUAAUGUUCUUUUGAAGGAUGGCGCGGACUUGAAUUUCCCGAAGAUUUUCGACGUUCAAGGAAACGAGAUUGACAAGCCGCUCAAUCUCGCGGUGGAGUGUUCGUCGCUUGCGAUGGUGCGGCUUCUACUGAAGCGAGGCGCUGACAUCCACCAGGUAGGAAUCGGUGGCACCGCCCUUCACGUCGCUGCCAGAACAGGACGGUGUGACGUUGCUGCGUUCUUGCUGCAAUGUGGAGCACGCGUGCAAGCAAAGGAUCGAGAAAAGAAGACUGUAAUGGAUGUAGUCAACUCGCUAGACUCCACACGAAGUGGGGACGGCGCAUCGGGACCUGUCCCAUCCCCGAUGAAGAAGCUGCUCGAGCUUCAUCAGCGAGCUCCCGGCAUGCGAGCUUAUGAUGACAGCGACUUGUCGGAGAGCGAUGACAUUUCCGGUGGUAGGAGUCGGGCGUGGUUUUAUCCGUCAGAUCACGAAGAUGAAUAUGGAGAUGAGGAUGACGAAAUGGAUGACGAUGAGCUGGAAGGUGAGGACAAUUACUACAUGGAUUAUAACGAUGAUGAUGAUGUGGACCCUCGUGAUGAGGACAUGGGUGACGAAGGAAUGUCUAGCGAUGAAGAUAUGAUCUACAACGACGAUGAAAUGUCAAGCGAAGCUUCGAGGCGACGUCGCCAUAACUCAACCGAUUCAGAGGUAAAGUUGGAGGAUGAGCAAGUUGCUAAUGGCGACGGCGGUGCGAUCGUGACCAGAAAUGAGCGUGCAUCGAGUGGAAGCGACAAGGAUUGUUCGAAUGAUGCUACUGUGCUUGAGCAAAAAGGGUUCGCUGCUUCUCCCGACGAGGUCUACGAUUUUAGUUUAGCCAUUACUCGAUGUCUUCUGGCUGUCUUGCACGAUAUGGACAUCCAGAACGUGGAGCGCGCGGUUAUCUCUACUGUGGCGUGCGUGCUGGAAAUGGCCCCAUCUCGACUUAUUCAACUGAUUCUGGUGGAUUUGGUGGAUUUGUUUGAGCAGCCGAACUCCAUCACAACGUAUGAGUUUAAGCAAUCGGAGCUACUGCCGGCAAUUCUCCAGUACCUUUUGCCCCAGGGGGAGCUUGAUGAAGCUCGAGCUUUGGCGCUGAUGCGGGCUUUGGAGCGCUAUCCUACUGCACUGAAGCAUAUGGUUUUUCGACUGCAAAGUAUCAUUACCCAAGAGGAAACUUUCCCGCUGGUUUCCUUCAACACCGGAAAGGGAAGAGAACUCUACCCCCUGACUCGACAGCUAAAGGUCGCAUUUAUGAGGCCUGGUGACAGAAAUGCUGGUGGCAGAUCUUAUGGAGGCACUGCUGGUCGUCCGAAGGGCAAAUCGAUCCAUACUUCACCGUUGACGCACUUCCAGUCUUUUGAGAGAACGAUCGCCCGGUGCAUGCCAGUGAUCGACUCGGAUUUGUCUCUGCUGUACCUCAAUUUAGUGGGGCAUUCAAUCCAGAAAGCGGUUGAAGGAAAAUGGCGGAAGUUCUUGGUUGUGGGGUAUGACGAUACACGGUCUCACCACCUCGUCAAACCGAUUGGUGGAUCUAACGACGAUCUGACUGAAAUGGUUCUUCAUGACUCUCAGUGCAAGUUGAUUGGCAAUGUCGACGUGUACGAGCGCAUUUCGUUGGAUCUAGCACUUUUCGGGUCACCUGAUACCGUCGACAAUGGUGGGCAUUCGUCAGACAGCAAAAAGAAGCGCAAGCCCAAUAAGCGGAAACGCAAAUCGUCGGGCUCGUCGGGUCAGCAACGUCAGCAUCACGAUACCGAAGGUGCCUGCCACGUUGAAGUAAGAAAUUCCGGAGUGCUCAAAAUGCCAAAACUUCGGGGCGCUUGGUAUGCGGCAGUGCUGGUCAAUGACUCGGGAGAAGUCCGUAAGCUGGCUGACGAAAAGUAUAACACAUGCAAAGAAGUGCUUGCGGCGCAGACCACGCACUCUGUGAAACUACUGGCGGACAACCGUAUCAUCCGCAAGGUACCAUCCGAUUGCCUUCGUCCUCGAACUCUGCAACCCCAAGUUGGCAGCGUGGUUGAAGUGGAUGGCGCUCUGGGAGAAGUCACGCGCGUGUACAGUAACGACGGCUCAUCUAACGGCACGGCUAGCCCCGCAAACAGGUUAUUGGACGUUAAAGUCAGUUCCGAUAUCGAGAAAAGUCGUGUGAAGAAGGAGCGCGUUCAUUUCCCGCCACCGCAGAGCUCUACUCCCAAAUCUGGAGGUGAGAGUGGUGGAAUCGAGGCGAUGAGUAUUCGUCGGUUAUUCCCAGCUCGCGAUAGUUCCUUGAUGGCAGGCAGCGUGGGUGAUCGCGUGUGGGUGCUGCCGCCAUCUGAAUCUUCGAUCAAGGACCUGUGCGUAGCCGGCAAAAUCAAGAGCUUCCCUUCAGGAUUGGAGUCGAUCCGUGAGUCCAGUACUGUUCUUGUGGAAAUCUCGUUUGGAUCAGCGCAACCAUCUCUGACUGUGAAGGUCAAUCAAGAUAGAGUGUUGAACUUUGCAAACGAUGGGGGCGCCUUGUCUGGCCGUGGUCCUUCGCGCUUGUUGGCGGCGCUGCAGAUGGCGUCAGGGCGCGGUGGAGCGAGCAGACUGUUUUCUGAUGGACGUGGUGGUCAAGACAGCAGUACUUCCGCUAUUCAUCGUGCUUUUGAAAGGGUAGCUGGAACAUUGCAGCAAAAUCGACUUGGAGGCAGACAUGGUUCUUCCUCGGCGAUGGAUCAACUUCGCAAUUUGAUAUCUCGCCAUUCGACGCUGAGUGGUUCGAGUGCACCAAACGAUGUUGAUACUUCAUCAGAGCAAGCUCCAAGAGCUGCUCAAGAGUCCGGAUCCAACUCGUCGCCCAGCGAGCCGAUUAGCAGUGAAGUUCAAACCGAGGAAGAAACGUCAGCAUCUGCACCCAAUAGCACUGAUGCGACUGGACAGCAGAAGUCGCCAAACCCCAGUGAAGCCCCAGCCGUACUGGCGUAUUUAAAGCCAGAAGGCGCCAAGCCUAAACUGACUUGUACGCAAUUGCCGAAAGUUAGCCUGGUGGUUGGCUUUCGCAAGUGUGAUGCUAGUACUGGAGCGCAGGACCGGAUUAUCGUUUCGUCUGAGUUUGGGUUGCAGCGUCUUGACAAAUCCAAGAUGAGCAAAGACGUGGCCACAACUUCACUCCUUAUUCAGUUAAAUCCAUAUACCCAGCAGUACGAGGCCACAGCUGGCGCCCAAAAGGCGCUGCUUGAUGUCUUCAACACGUUCAGUGGAAACUCUGGGUCAGGAUCGACACAGAAAAAGAAGCGGAGAAAGCUUUCGCCCGUAGCUCAACGGAAUACUGUAGUGGAGGGAGCUCCGUGGGAUAUUGAGAAGUUUAUCGUGUUUAUGGUGACAUUGCGUGGUCCAGACAAGUACGGCCACCCCGGAUCCAACGCCAAGUAUUGCGUUAUGUUCUCAAAGUUUGCAGACCCUGAUACGAAGCGGUGCUUGCUGAAGGCAGAUGGUUUUGUUUCUCUCAUGGUGCACGAAUGCAAGGAUGGCGCAAAGUCGAAGCAACUGUUGAAGUUUCUGCGAUCUCGUGGUUACUCGGAAAAAUCGUUGACCGCUAGUGUGUCUCGCGGCAGCAGUGGCGACGAUGAAGAGAAGGAUUCACCCAGCAGCAGCGAUAGCGCUGGAGCCAAGGCUGCCAGGAAACCCGGCAACAAAAUGCUUCGGCAGCCUGUGGUGCUUCGUGGAUUCCCUGGAGACCAUAAUGUUCUGAAAUGCGUCGAGGAUCUACGUCAAGAGUAUUGUGCUCGAACCGGAGGUAACCCGUCAUCCGGGAGCCUAAUUUCUUCUGUGGAUGCAACUUUGCCGCCCUGGAAGCUUACGUACAAACUCUACUGCGACUUCCAAGUGGAGUGGGAGACUCAAUCGCCUUCCAACUCAAACACGAUGAGCUCUGAUGUGCAGUUACCGGAGCCUUUGGCAGCUCUGGAGUCCAAGCCUCCGAUCCGCCUACUGUCACAUGGAAUGGUGUGUCUUGAUGAUAUGAACGCGAUCGGAGCUACAGAUGCGUCGCGCUGGCUUAGCCGAAUCACUGCAUCACAGACGAGUUCGCGUGACGGACUCGCUGUACCUGACUCGGUGGCAAGUGCGGUGCGCUUGCUCCACUAUUUAUUCGAAUUUCGCGCGGAUCCUACGGCGCUUGAUGAGGCAUUGUGGACGAGCCCGCGAUUGUAUAAUAAGCUGGAGACACAGAUGCAAGAUGUGCUCUCCAUAUGUAGUGGUAUUUAUCCGUCCUGGUGCGAUGCGCUGGUUACCCAUUGUAAGUUUUUCUUCCCGCGCGAGUUGCGGGAAAAGCUGUUCCGGUCCACGUCAUUCGGCUGCACACGCUCGCUGCACUGGUUCCGCAACCAGCUGAACAUCGAGGAGAGCUCCGGCGAUUCAACCUCUUCAAUGGUGGGAGGCGGGAUUUACAACCAGGAGAUCUCUAUAUCACCGAUCCCGAAAGAGCGCGUCAAAGUACAUCGCGAAAACAUACUGCAGUCCGCCGAGGCUGUGAUGAAGAUGCACGCAAAGCGCAAAGCUAUCCUGGAUGUGGUGUUUGUGGGCGAAAAGGGCUACGGUUCAGGAGUGACAGCGGCAUUCUACUCAACAACUGCGCACGCGCUUCAAUCGGUUGUGGAGAAUCAUAAGAAUCGAUACUGGAUCCCCGGUGAAGACGACGAAGCUGAGGCUGCGAAAGCAGCAGCUCGGCGGAGCGAUGGAGUUGAUGCUGUUGACGAUAUUGCGGACGAUGUAGCUGUGAUUCGCCAUUCCAAUGGCUUGUUCCCGUUCCCUCAUCGCACUCCAAGCCCAAAACUUGUGGAGCGCUUUCGCAUGAUGGGGAGACUAGCGGGCAAAGCGCUGAUGGAUGAGCGGUUGCUCCCGUUGCCGUUGUCGCCCCAGUUUAUGAAGCUUGUGGUUGGCGAAAGUUUUGGGUUGGAAGAGCUGAGCGACAUCUUCCUAAGCCACGGGCGUAUUCUACAUUCAAUGUGCAAGGCCUCGAAAAGACUCGCAGCAGGGGAACAGGACGUCCAAAUUGAUCAGAUGAACGUGGAAGAGUGGCUGGAUGCUGUGGGCUUCACGUUUAUCGACCCGCUAUCACAGGAGCCGUUGGUUGCUGGUGGUGAAGAUAUCGCUGUGACUGCAAGCAACCUGACGUUGUACGUACGUGCCGUUUUGGAAUUGUGGCUGGACUCAGGCAUCCGUGCCCAGGUGCUGGCGUUCCGCGAUGGAAUUGGUGAGGUGCUUCCGUUAGGAAAGCUUCGCUUGCUGUUUGUUCCGGAGCUGCUGUCCUUGCUCUGCGGCGAGAAGGACAUCGACUGGACUGUAGCAUCGCUGCUGAAGGACACGAAGCUCGCUCACGGAUACACAAAGGACAGUCAGCCAGUGCAGUAUUUCUUCGAAGUGCUGGAGGAGAUGCCAAGCGCAGAACGACGAGCCUUCCUGCUGUAUGCGACUGGCUGCCCGAACCUCCCGCCUGGUGGCUUCCAGGCGCUCAAGCCACCGUUCGAGGUUGUCCGCCGAGUGGUCGACAAUGUCGAGGUGGAUCGCGCACUGCCGUUUGCGCGUACUUGCACGAACACGCUGCAUUUACCGGCUUACUCCAGCAAGGCCGUGCUCGCGAAGCAGCUGGCCUUCGCUGUUGCCAAUAGCCGAGGUGUUAUCGACCGCGACUAA
This is a messenger RNA of Phytophthora sojae, 7686 nucleotides long. RefSeq lists its product as hypothetical. Gene Ontology annotation, molecular function: ubiquitin protein ligase activity; protein binding. The record is from RefSeq and is a predicted model, not a curated record. Bases 1 to 7686 code for a protein of 2561 amino acids. The transcript is spliced from 2 exons. Gene Ontology annotation, biological process: protein polyubiquitination; proteasome-mediated ubiquitin-dependent protein catabolic process. Lineage: Eukaryota; Oomycota; Peronosporomycetes; Peronosporales; Peronosporaceae.